AUGAACACGUACAGAUCGUACGUGACGAUGCUGGCUGAUCCAGUUUCAAAGGACGAAUUGAAACUGAAAGCUGCUCAAGAAUUGUCGGAGAAUUUUGAGGUGAUCAUGUGCUCUUCGCAGUAUCCGGCGUUUCUCGAUCAUAUGAUGAAAAUAUUUCUCAAGAUACUCCAAGAGGGUGAACCACACUUCAUCUCCGAGUACAACAUCCAGCAAGUGAGAAAGCUGAUUUUAGAAAUGAUACACCGGCUACCGAGCAACGAUUACCUACGUCCGUACGUGAAGCAAAUUCUAAGUCUGAUGUCGAAAUUGUUGGAAACUGAUAACGAGGAGAAUGUGUUAGUUUGCUUAAGGAUCAUCAUCGAACUGCACAAACAGUACAAACCCACCUUCAAUCCUGAAAUACAGUAUUUUUUGCAAUUCGUCAAAUCGGUGUACAGCGAGUUACCAAAGAACCUGCCAAAAAUAUUCGAGCCUCGACCGCCUUUAAGAGUGAAAGAUCUGUCGGAAAUAAAUAUAGAAGCUCUACUGAAAGAAACGUUCACUAUCACAGCUAUACAAAGCGAGAAGAAAGCGGCAGACGGCACAGUUUACAAUUUAAUCCCCAAGGCUGUAUUAUCCCUGAAAGUGCUCCAAGAAUUACCAAUUAUAGUCGUACUUAUGAACCAGUUGUACAAACAGAAUGUGCAUCAGGAUGUGUCUGAUUUCAUCCCACUCGUGAUAACAACCAUAACUCUGCAACCGAGUCCUCAACAUAGAGCGUCGCCUGGUUUCAACAAGGAGGUGUUCGUCGAUUUUAUGGGUGCUCAGAUUAAAACCUUAUCGUUUCUUGCAUACGUGAUCAGAGUAUACCAAGAUGUCGUCUCUCAGCAUAGUUCAAUAUUAGUGAAAGGUAUACUGGGUUUGUUCACACUGUGUCCAAAGGAAGUGGCUCAUUUGAGGAAAGAAUUGGUGAUCGCGUCGAGACACAUACUUGCCACUGAUCUCAGAAAUAAAUUUAUACCGCACAUGGAGUGCUUCUUCGACGAGGAUAUAUUCAUAGGAAGAGGCUGGACCACGCACGAGUCACUCAGACCAUUAGCAUACUCGACACUCGCUGACUUAGUUCACCACGUUAGGCUACUGUUACCAUUGAGCGACGUCUCCAGAGCUGUGCACCUCUAUAGCAAGAAUUUAUUGGACCAGAGUCUUCCGACAGCUGUCCAGAUGGUUUCUUGUAAAUUGCUGAUGAACCUAGUGGACACCGUGAGGCAAAGGUCUGACGCAGAGAACAGCACCCAAGGCAGAGAGCUGCUGAUGAGAAUUCUUCUGGUGUUUGUCUUGAAAUUUAAAACGAUAGCCAAGAUCUAUAUACCAAUUUUACGUAACAAAGCGAAACAGAUGACUCCACCGGGUUUGGACAUUAAAACGGAGGACGUUAAACCGGUUAUUCCAGAUCUGAACGACGACAAAGACAGUGGUAAAUCGAAAUUUGGGUUUCCCUCGUCUCAGGCUAUGAGCUACAACGUAGCUGAUUAUAGGAACUUGGUGAAGAGUUUGGUUCACGGUGCAAAAGCGAUCACAGCUAACUGUAUCAACAGCAAGACUGGCGAAGUGACGCAGUCUAAUCAGUUUCAGACUAAGGAGACACUGGUUUAUAUUAAAUUAGUGAAAUGGGCAUUGCCUGCGUUGGAUAUUUACACUAUAGGUCCUCCCACUAUAGGAACUAUUUCACAGCCAGGCAGGCCAGCUCAGUCUCAAACAAUCCGAACGAGAGAAGAGAAAGAAGUGUUGGAGCUUUUUGGAAACGUUUUCACCCAGAUGAAUCCUCAGACAUUCCAGGAAAUAUUCUCCACCUCUAUCGACUACAUGGUCGAGAGGAUCUUCAAGAAUUGCGCGUUGCAGAUCAUUGGAAGUGCCUUUUUAUCCAGUCCCACGAUAUCGUCUACGUUUGCAACUAUACUGGUUGAAUACUUGUUAGAAAGAAUGGGUGAUAUGGGUUCAAAUGUAGAGAGGAGUAACUUGUACUUGAGACUGUUUAAACUAGUAUUUGGCAGCGUGUCCCUUUUCCCAGCUGAGAACGAACAUAUGCUGAGGCCACAUUUGAAUCAGAUAGUCAAUAGAGCUAUAGAGUUAGCGAUGUCUGCGAAAGAGCCCUACAAUUAUUUCCUUUUAUUGAGAGCUUUGUUCAGAUCCAUCGGCGGUGGUUCCCAUGAUCUUCUGUAUCAAGAAUUCUUACCUCUGCUUCCGAAUAUGUUGGAAGGUUUGAACAGACUGCAAUCUGGUUUACACAGGCAGCAUAUGAAAGAUCUUUUCGUUGAAUUAUGCUUAACAGUUCCUGUGAGGCUCAGCUCUCUCCUGCCUUAUCUCCCAAUGUUAAUGGAUCCUCUAGUUUCUGCGUUAAACGGAAGUUAUUGCCUGGUGAGUCAAGGACUGAGAACUCUCGAGUUGUGCGUGGAUAAUCUUCAACCUGACUUCCUCUACGAACACAUACAACCUGUUCGAGCUGAUCUGAUGCAAGCUUUAUGGAGAACUCUACAUAAUCCAACUGAUCAAGCUCACGUAGCGUUCAGAGUUCUAGGAAAAUUCGGUGGAGGGAAUAGGAAGAUGAUGAUCGAGCCUCAGAAAUUAGAAUACAACGAUCGUGAAACCAAUUCGCCAGCUAUAGUCGUAUACUUCCAGGAACCUACUAAACCAAUCGAUUUUCCUGUGGAGAAAGUGAUCGAGACUGCGUUCAAUGCUCUAAAGUCUAACAAUACCGAUCCCUUUUAUCGUAGACAGUGUUGGGAGGUGAUCAGCUGCUACCUAGCCGCUUCGUUGCGUCUAGACGAUAGCAGUACUAUUUUGUACAAAUUAUUCAUGCAUCCUAGCUUCAAAGAAGGAAAGAUUCCUCAUCAAAGGGGUCCUCACUAUCAGUGCCCAGACGCUGUUGCAAGAAACGUGCAACAGACAGCUCUGACUGGUCUCUUCCUUGCUGCAGAGAUCAAAGAAUUGAGGAAUUCUGUGUUAGGCACUAUUGCAUCCAUAGUUAGACACUACACCAUGGUAGCCAUAGCACAGCAAGCUGGACCGUUCUGUCUGACUGGAAGACAAGUUAGAAUGCAGGGUCAGGAUCCACUGGUCUUAAUCGACGCUCUGGCUGUUAUCAUGGGUCACGAGGAGAAAGAAUUGUACAAAUCUGGACACAUAGCGCUGGUUUUAAUCCUAGAAACUGCAAUUAAUAUUCUAGGUUCCAAGGAACGAGCCUGUCAGCUGCCACUCAUGGAAUAUCUAGCAGAGAAGAUGUGCUCCCUCUGCUACGAACGAGCUUGGUACGCAAAAUUGGGCGGCUGCAUAGCUAUUAAAUUUCUCUUCGAAAGAAUGGCUACCAAAUGGGUGUUGAAUCAUCUUUUCGUGUUCCUCAAGGCUCUGAUGUUUGUGAUGAUGGACCUGACUGAAGAAGUAUCCAAUGGAGCCAUAGAUAUGGCUAAAGCAAACUUGGAGAACAUGUUGAGAGUCUGUGUGAACCCUGGAAUCCAAGAUGGGAAUACAGAACUGAUAGAAGCACAGAACAAAAGUCUCUAUGAGGUCACUCAUGAGCUAGUGAGACAGGUAACGUCGCCACACACUUUGGUGAGAGAACAGGCUAUGGCUUCGUUGAGACUGCUCGCCGAGAUACAGAAUAAAACAGUCACUGAAGUGAUGGAACCGCAUAAAGAGGUUUUAGCAGACAUGAUCCCACCUAAGAAGCAUUUACUGAGACAUCAACCAGCGAAUGCACAGAUUGGUCUGAUAGAUGGGAAUACAUUUUGCACCACGUUGAAUCCACGUCUCUUUACCAUCGAUUUAACAGAGCACGAUGUGUUCUUCCAAGAAUUGUUAGCCCUCAGCGAAGCAGAAGACGCUAAUUUGAACAAACUGCCGUGUUACAAAUCCGUCUCGAAUCUUAUUCCUCUGAGAAAGUCAGCUUUAAGAGCCUUGGCUGCCUGUCAUUACAUCGUGGCUUGCAGAGAAAGAAUAUUUGGCGUUCUCUAUAAAGCUCUGGAGAAACCUAACGCAGAGUUGCAAGAAGCAGCCUUCGAAUGCAUGCAGAAAUUCAUAGCUGGUUUCCAAAUAGACAUGCAGUCCGUCCACGCGAUCAUGCGACCCAUGCUGUUGACUCUUGGUGAUCAUAGAAACUUGAGUCUGAAUUGCGUGAAGAGACUUUCCUAUUUGACUCAACUGUUCCCUAGCACAUUCAGUACAGCUCUCUGUGAACAAUUGUUACAGCACUUGAAGAAGCUUUUAGAGAAUCUGAUUCAGGCGCACAAGGGAAUAUCGAAAUCUGGUGAAAAUGAACAGAAGAUAGCAACUAUUAUAGGGAUCUUUCACGAGAUUCCCGCAGCCACUCCAAUAUUUAUCGACGUUCUUUGCAGGCUGGUUUUACAAACAGAAAAAUCACUUAUGGUUGAAGUGUCCAGUCCUUUUCGUAUUCCUUUGAUGAAAUUUCUACUGAGGUACCCAACAGAAACUCUGAAUUUAUUUUUACACGACAAUAAUAUUAAGGAUCAGCAGUGGAGCAGGUACUUGGAGUUUUUGAUCAAACAGAAAGAUGGAAAACCGUUUCGUGACGUGUUGCACAAUAGCACAGCGAGAUUAAUUACUAUGUUACUGGCACAUUCUCAGACCAAUUCGAACCUGUCACAGACCGACGAGAGCGAACUGCAGCAUCAAGCUAUUAAGAUUAUCGCCAUUCUAAUUAAAUUCGAUGAGCAGUGGCUGUCGUCACAGAGCCAAUUAGUCGGUGCAUUGAAGCAAAUCUGGUGCAACGAUGAGUACCAAGCUCUACAUAAAAAGGUAGAAAGUGUAGAGUAUUGUCACUGGAAGGAGCCCAAAUUAAUUGUAAAAAUUCUGCUACAUUAUUUCCGCCAUCAUCCAAACGACAUUGAUUUAUUAUUCCAAUUAUUAAGAGCAACCUGUGACAGAUUCAUUCCUGAUUUCCAAUUUUUAAGAGACUUCUUAGAGCACACUGUAGCUCAGGAAUACACAGUGGAAUGGAAACGAAGCGCUUUCUUCAGAUUCGUCGAUCAUUUCCCAACAAAUAAUUUAUCUCAGGAGUUAAAGGCCAAUGUUUUGCAAUUAAUAGUCAUUCCCUGCUUCGCCGUGAGUUUUGAGCGAGGUGAGGGGAUGAAAUUAAUUGGAGGAGCACCCAUGCCUUACCAAGACAACCCAGAGAACGUCGUUUCUGUGUUCAUCAGUAAAAUAAUCGACCCAGAUAAUCCCUUUGGCUCAGCAGACUGUGUUCGUAUCUCUUUGCUGCAGUUCUCUUGUCUUCUCGUGGAACAGGCUUCUCAGCACAUCCACGACGUCAGUAAUAAAAGACAAGGGAACAAACUACGAAGAUUGAUGACUUUCGCCUGGCCCUGUCUACUGGGAAAGAACUGUGUCGAUCCUACGACUAGGUACCACGGUCACUUGCUGCUCAGUCAUAUAAUCGCCAAGUUUGCCAUUCACAAAAGGAUAGUUCUUCAGGUGUUCCAUAGCCUAUUGAAAGCUCAUGCGCUUGAUGCGAGGAAUGUGGUGAGACAGGCGUUAGAAAUUCUAACUCCAGCCAUGCCUGUUAGAAUGGAGGAUGGUAAUACAAUGCUGACACACUGGACAAAGAAAAUCAUAGUGGAAGAGGGUCAUUCCAUGCAGCAAUUGUUCCAUAUACUUCAGCUAGUAGUCAGACACUACAAAGUGUACUAUCCUGUGAGGCAUCACUUGGUCCAGCAUAUAGUGAACUCUAUUCAGAGGCUAGGUUUCAGUCCAACAGCGACCAUAGAGCACAGAAGACUAGCAGUUGAGUUAGCUGAGGUGAUUAUCAAAUGGGAACUGCACAGGAUCAAGGACGAGGCAGAGAGCAAUGAGACAGGUGGUAAUAAAACUAUGAUGGGCUCUGUUAAACGACCAAUGAACGACGAUCCAACUGGUACCAAACGUUUGACCACUCAAGCAGCCACAGGAAGUGCCACUGUGCCUGUGAUCUUGCCCAGAUUGGAGCCAGGGUCAACAAAACCUAUUGAAAGAGCUCAUGCUGAUGCAAUAUUGAAUUUCUUGUUGAGACUUGCUUGUCAAGUGAACGACGUGACAACUAUUCAUGGUAAUCCUGGUGAACAGCUCUCUAGACGUUGUGUAGCUCUGUUGAAAAUGGCCCUAAAGCCUGAUGUCUGGCCACAGUCUUGUGAUUUGAAACUGGCCUGGUUGGACAAGGUUUUGGCUAGUGUAGACAGCGCUCAACCAAAUUAUGGCAAUAUUUCUACUGCUCUUGAGGUCUUGACGUUCUUGUUAGGUGUAAUGAAAAGGGAGCAGAUAUUGGCUAGCUUCAAGCCUCUUCAGAGAGGCAUAGGUGCUUGUAUAGCUAGCAGUAACACUAAAGUGAUUCGUUUGGUUCACGGAUUGUUGUCUCGUUUGAUGACAAUAUUCCCAGCUGAGCCAACUUCCUCUACUGUUGCCUCAAAAUACGAAGAACUGGACACUUUGUACACAACUGUUGGUAAAUUCGUAGUUGAUGGCUUGGCGACUUAUGAGAAGAAUACUACUGCCACUCCAAGCACUUUAUUCGGAACUCUGAUGAUGCUGAAGGCUGCCUGCACGAAUAAUCCAAGUUACAUUGAUAGAUUGAUAACUCCUUUCAUGAGAGUUCUGCACAGAAUGGCCAAGGAUCAUCUCCAAUCAGCCCAAGCUGAGGCGAAUCCUGUUGGAAGUGAAUUAUUGAUCUUAAGCUUGGAUCUUGUGAAGAACAGAGUUGUAGUUAUGGGAGUAGAGAUGAGAAAGUCCUUCAUAGGUUCCAUUCUCGUUGGUCUGAUAGAGAAAACGCAGGAUAUAAAGGUAAUGAAAGCAAUCACGAAGAUGCUUGAAGAGUGGAUGAAGAACAAGAACCCUAUCGCGAUGAAUCAAGCACCCAGCCUUCGAGAAAAGUCUAUUCUUCUGGUCAAGAUGAUGCAGUACGUGGAGAAACGAUUCCCUGAUGACUUAGAAUUAAACAGACAAUUCUUGGAGCUGGUUAACUACAUCUACAGAGACGAGACUCUCAAAUCUUCCGAAUUAACAUCAAAAUUAGAGCCAGCUUUUCUCUCUGGUCUCAGAUGCGUUCAGCCACAGAUAAGAGCGAAAUUCUUCGAGGUGUUCGAUGGAUCUAUGAGAAGACGUCUUCACGACAGACUCUUGUACAUCAUCUGCAGUCAAAGUUGGGACGCGAUAGGUCCUCAUUACUGGAUCAAGCAGUGCAUAGAAUUGCUCCUUGUCACUGCUAAUUCUACCACUCAGAUACAAAUGUCGAAUCAGGAUACUCUGCUACCAAGUGUAACUUCUGUGAUAAACAUGGCAGACAGUGAAGAGCACAAGAACUUCAUGAUCUAUACUUCAAUAAAAGAGGAGCCUCAGGACAUCGCAGACAGCAGUGACGUGAAGGAUGAUAUUCUAGACAUUGAUCUGUCCAAUGUGGAUUCAACCACUGUUCCUGAAGAGAUCACAGGAAAGGCAAGAUUAACUCAGUUAAUCGCGAAGCAGGGUAAAUUCAUCAAAUACGCAAAGAAGAUUAGAACUGAGCAGUUAUUGUUAGCCACAGCUCAGCUGUGUCAUAUGGAUACUAAUUUAGCAGAACGUGUUUGGUUGGACACGUUCCCACGAAUCUGGAGCAUCUUAGAUGAACAUCAGCAUAACACUCUAAUAGCUGAAGUGGUGCCGUUUAUUUGCAGUGGUACACACGUGAUCCAGAAAGAUUGUCAUCCAAGUGCUAUAGCCACAUUUGUUGAGGCAAUUUCUCAUUGCAAUCCUGCAGUGCCUAUGAGGCCUGCCUUGAUGAAAUAUCUGGGUAGAUCGCAUAAUCUCUGGCAUAGAAUGACAUUGAGCUUGGAACAAAUGGCGUUUGACAAUAGUAAUACUCAGUUUAAGAUCAAAAGAGAGUCUGACUGUUAUGACUUUGAGCCUGAUAACAGUCCUCAUGCUGAGAUUUUAGAUUCUUUAUCUGAUAUGUACUCUUUGUUAUGCGAAGAGGACAUGUGGUCUGGCUUAUGGCAGAAGCAUGCUCAUUACAAAGAGACAUUGCAAGCCACUGCCUUGGAACAACAAGGGUUUUUCGAGCAGGCCCAAGGAGCUUAUGACGUAGCCAUGACGAAAUUUAAGCAGGACUACGUGUCCACACCGGCACCGUUCAAAAUUCAAAGGGAAGCCAUGCUUUGGGAGCAGCAUUGGAUAAGAUGUGCAAAGGAGUUGAGUCAAUGGGACUUGUUGUUGGACUAUGGUAGCAAAAAGGCUGAGAAGAAUCCUUUCUUAAUUCUUGAAAGCUCCUGGCGUAUUCCUAAUUGGACCAUGAUGAAGGAGGCUCUUGGUCAGGUGGAGCAUAAUUGUCCAAAGGAGAUGGCUUGGAAGGUGAAUCUGUAUCGAGGCUUCCUAGCCAUAUGUAACAGCGAGGAUCAACACCUGAACGCAGUGGAAAGAUACGUGGAGCUAGCUUCUGGCCUCUGUAUGCGUGAAUGGCGUAGACUACCUCAUAUAGUGAGCCAUGUACAUCUACCAUUGCUUCAGGCAGCUCAACAGAUAAUGGAACUUCAAGAAGCCAUGCAGAUUCAUCAGGGACUGUUACAUGGAAGAAGCACUUCUCUGCAUGACAUGAAAGCUAUAGUGAAGACAUGGAGGAACAGGCUACCAGUGAUAGCUGAUGAUCUUAGCCACUGGUCAGACAUCUUCACCUGGAGGCAACAUCAUUACACGUUCAUCUCAAGCCACUAUGAUUCCCAACAAGACCAGACCACCAAUCACUCUAUGCUUGGUGUGCAUGCUUCUGUUCAAGCUAUCAUCCACUUUGGAAAGAUAGCCAGGAAGCAUAAUCUGUGUGGUGUAUGCCUGGACUCUUUGUCUAAAAUCUACACUAUACCCAGUGUGCCUAUUGUUGAUUGUUUCCAGAAAAUCAGACAGCAGGUGAAGUGCUACUUGCAAAUGGCCUCAGUCAGUGGGAAGAACGAAUUACAAGAAGGUUUGGAGGUGAUUGAGUCCACGAAUCUGAGAUACUUCACCAAGGAAAUGACUGCAGAAUUCUAUGCAUUGAAAGGGAUGCUGCUGUCUCAGAUAGGAAGAUCGGACGACGCGAAUAAAGCCUUCUCAGCUGCAGUUCAGCUACACGACACCCUGGUAAAAGCCUGGGCUCUAUGGGGUGACUAUUUAGAGCACAUCUUCACUAGAGAUGCACGUCAGAUUUCCAUUGGAAUCUCGGCCAUCACUUGCUUCCUCCAUGCGUGCAGACAUCAGAAUGAAUCCAAGUCUAGAAAGUAUUUGGCAAAGGUACUCUGGCUGCUCACUUAUGAUGAUGACAAGUUCUCUUUGAUGGAAGCUGUAGACAAGUAUGCUGUUGGUGUUCCUCCUAUUCAAUGGCUACCAUGGAUACCUCAGUUGUUGAUGUGUUUGGUCAGACACGAGGGAAACGUGAUUUUGAAUUUAUUGAGUCAAGUUGGAAGGAUGUUCCCACAGGCUGUGUACUUUUCUAUCAGAACUUUGUAUCUGACGUUGAAAAUAGAGCAACGUGAGAGAUACAAGAGCGCAGAAUUGGCUGCUGGGAAGAAUCAGGAGGGAGUGGAAGGUCGUGGAGCCGCUGGAAACGUGCAACAACAAGGAGUACCUGAGACGGGACCAAUUCGAGCAACGCCACCUAUGUGGAGGUGCUCAAAGAUCAUGCAUAUGCAGAGGGACAUUCAUCCGACAAUUUUGUCUAGCUUGGAAGGCAUCGUUGAUCAGAUGGUAUGGUUCCGAGAAACCUGGUAUGAAGAAGUGCUGAGGCAACUGAGACAAGGUCUGGCCAAAUGUUACGCGAUAGCAUUCGAGAAUCGUGGUGCGGUGAGUGAGGCAACCAUAACUCCUCACACCCUGAACUUCGUGAAGAAGCUGGUGUCUACGUUUGGCAUAGGAAUCGAAAACAUAUCCUCGUCUCAAAACGUGAACAACACGUUCGGCUCGGCGGCUUCAGAAUCUCUGGCGCGCAGAGCUCAGGCUACCGUCCAGGACCCCGUGUUCCAGAAGAUGAAGGGCCAAUUCAAAAGCGACUUCGACUUCACCGUGCCUGGUGCGAGGCUGCUUCACAAUCUCAUCAGCAAGCUGAAGAAGUGGAUCAAGAUUCUCGAAGGGAAGACUAAACAACUACCAAAGUCCUUCCUGAUCGAGGAAAAGUGUCGAUUCUUGAGCAACUUCAGCCUGAAAACCGCGGAGGUCGAACUUCCAGGCGAAUUCCUGUUACCUAAACAUUCACACUACUAUGUGAGGAUAGCAAGAUUCAUGCCUAGAGUCGAAGUAGUUCAACGACAUAAUACAGCAGCUAGAAGAUUGCGGAUUCGUGGUCAUAAUGGACGCCUCUAUCCCUAUUUGGUUGUGAACGACGCUGGACUGGGCGAUGCGAGACGAGAGGAACGAGUUUUGCAAUUGUUAAGGAUGCUAAAUCAUUAUCUGGCCAAACAAAAAGAGACAUCUAGGAGGUUCUUACACUUCACUGUUCCACGUGUGGUCGCGGUGUCGCCACAGAUGAGGCUGGUCGAAGAUAAUCCUGCCUCAGUUUCUCUACUGGACAUUUACAAACAAGGCUGUGCGAAAUUAGGAAUAGAACACGACGCGCCUAUAGCUAGGUAUUACGAUAGAUUGGCGACUGUACAAGCUAGAGGGGCACAGGCGAGUCAUCAGGUUUUGAGAGAUAUUCUGAAGGAAGUGCAGACGACAAUGGUUGCAAAGACUAUGCUGAGAGACUGGGCGGUGAAAACGUUCCCCGGUGCCACUGACUAUUGGACCUUUAGGAAAAUGUUCACUUUACAAUUGUCUUUGGCCUGCUUCGCGGAGUACGUGCUCCACUUGACGAGAUUGAAUCCGGACAUGAUGUACGUGCAUCAAGAUUCGGGUCUGAUCAAUAUUGCUUACUUCAAGUUCGACGUUGACGAUACCUCUGGUGAACUGGACGCCAACAGACCUGUUCCUUUCCGGUUGACGCCUAAUAUUCUGGAAUUCCUCACCAGUACAGGUGUCUCCGGACCACUAACUGCAAGUGCCAUUGCCACAGCUCGUUGCUUGGUCCAACCAUCCUUCAAGGUGCACACGAUUCUCCGUGCAAUCCUCCGGGAUGAAGUGAUAGCAGAUCACAAUAAGAAGCAAGAAGAUGCUGAAAACGCGUCUCAAACCCCGACAGAUAUGAAAGGCGAGCUUCUAAUAACGAUGGUCACUCGAGCAGUCAAUGCAAUCGUUGGAAGGCUGAAUUCCUUGGCCAAUUUCGAUGGAACCGACAGCAAAGUGAGCACUUUGGUUGCUGCAGCGAACAGUCAUGAUAAUUUGUGUAGAAUGGACCCGUCUUGGCAUCCUUGGUUAUAAACGUAUUUCUUUCUUUUUUUUUCUUUCAUUAUCAUAGGGCCUACUCGUGCUUCCAAAUGUGAACAAAUGCGGGGAAUAUAAAUAAUGAUUAUGGAUGAUUCUAGUAGUUUAGAUUUGAAUGGUGAGAAACAGCUAUAGUCAUUUGUAUUCUUUGUACUUUGGAUCUCUCAACAAUUUUUUUUUUUUUUUGUUCAUUUGGAUAUUUGUUGCUUCGUUUCUAUGUAAUUUCAAUUUCAAAGGAUGUGUACUGUAAGUCGUGUAAAUAUUACGUAGAAACGCGAGGGAUUAUUCAAGAUUCACGAUCGAUCCUUUCGUGAGACACACACACACACACAUGUUUAUAUCGUGUAAAAACUCCCUCGUAACCGAGGAUAUCUUCGCCUGUAUCAUUUAUUGUACAUACUACUUUUAAACGUAAGAGUUAUUUAUAGCGAUUUGUCAAGGAAAAAGUGUUUAUAAAUCUAAA
This is a messenger RNA of Habropoda laboriosa, 11779 nucleotides long. RefSeq names its product transformation/transcription domain-associated protein (gene Nipped-A). Gene Ontology annotation, cellular component: SAGA complex; NuA4 histone acetyltransferase complex; nucleus. The coding region runs from base 1 to 11313 and encodes 3770 amino acids. Gene Ontology annotation, molecular function: transcription coregulator activity; protein binding. The record is from RefSeq and is a predicted model, not a curated record. The transcript has 9 exons. NCBI's taxonomy places the organism in Eukaryota, Metazoa, Arthropoda, Insecta, Hymenoptera, Apidae. Gene Ontology annotation, biological process: regulation of DNA-templated transcription; DNA repair.